Molecule: messenger RNA, 3275 nt
Organism: Apus apus (common swift)
Lineage: Eukaryota; Metazoa; Chordata; Aves; Apodiformes; Apodidae
Gene: ECE2
Product: endothelin converting enzyme 2
Exons: 19
Coding region: 246-2693 (815 amino acids)
Biological process (GO): protein processing
Cellular component (GO): plasma membrane
Molecular function (GO): metalloendopeptidase activity
Source: RefSeq, a predicted model, not a curated record
AUGCUCCGGUGUGAGUCCCCGAGCCCCCCACCAGCAGCUUUCCCCAUUCUUCCUGGGACCACCUGGGGCUGGAGACAGCCUCUGAGGGAGACCCCAGUGCACCAAAGGGGCUCAGGGGCUGCACUGCCCCCCUCCGAUGCACAGGCUGAGUAGGCACCAGCACUUGCCAUAAGAGCUGAAGGGGGUGGCACGGUGGGGGAUGGCCAUCCCCCGCCCCUGUCCCAGUCCACUCCCUGCCUCAGCAGAUGCCCGACUACAAGCGUGCUACGCUGCAGGAGGAUGAGGGGCCGGAGCCAGCGGGGGACGGCAACGCCUCUCCCGACAGUGUGGAGGUGGGGUUUCGGAAGGGGCCGGGGCCGCUGCUGAGCCGCCUGGCCUCCCGCAGCCAGCUGGAGCUGGUGCUCUGCGCCCUCGCCGUCUCCCUGGCCCUGCUGCUCAGUGUUGCUGUUGUCGUCCUGGCCAUCCAGUACCGCCGAGAUCCCUCUCACAGCACGUGCCUGACGGAUGCCUGCGUCCGGGUGGCCAGCAAGAUCCUGGAGGCCCUGGAUGCAGAGAUGGACCCGUGCCAGGACUUUUACCAGUACUCAUGUGGGGGCUGGAUCAAGAGGAACCCAUUGCCCAAUGGGCGCUCCAAGUGGAGCACCUUCAACAGCAUCUGGGACCAGAACCAGGCCAUCAUGAAGCAUCUCCUAGAGAACACCACCUUCAACUCCAGCAGCGAGGCUGAGCGGAAGACGCAGCGAUACUACCUGUCCUGCCUCAAGGAGCAGAGAAUAGAGGAGCUGGGCUCCCAGCCUCUCAUGGAGCUCAUUGACAAGAUCGGGGGGUGGAACAUUACUGGCUCCUGGAACCAGACCAGCUUCAUGGAGGUCCUCAAGAUGGUGUCAGGCACAUACCGGGCAACCCCCUUCUUCACCGUGUAUGUGGGUGCAGACUCCAAGAGCUCCAACAGCAACAUCAUCCAGGUGGAUCAGUCGGGGCUUUUCCUCCCAUCCCGGGACUACUACCUGAACAAGACGGCAAAUGAGAGGGUCCUGGCAGCAUACUUGGACUACAUGGUGGAGCUGGGCACACUGCUGGGGGGAGCACCGGAGCCCACCCGCCUCCAGAUGCAACAGGUACUGGAAUUCGAAACCCAGCUGGCCAACAUCACUGUGCCCCAGGCUGAGCGGCGGGAUGACGAGAAGAUCUACCACAAGAUGAGCAUCACCGAGCUGCAGGCUCUGGCCCCUGCCAUCGACUGGCUGGAUUACCUGUCCUACGCCCUGGCCCCAGUGGAGCUGGCUGACACGGAGCCCGUGGUGGUAUAUGGGGACAUGUACCUCCAGCAGGUCUCUGACCUCAUCAAUGGCACCGACAAGAGCAUCCUGAACAACUACCUGAUCUGGAACUUGGUGCAGAAGACGGCCUCCAGCCUGGACCAGCGCUUCGAGACGGCCCAGGAGAGGCUGCUGGAGACACUCUAUGGCACCAGGAAGUCCUGCACACCCCGCUGGCAAACCUGUAUCUCCAACACGGAUGACACACUGGGAUUCGCUUUGGGCUCCCUCUUUGUCAAAGCCACCUUCGACCGGGACAGCAAGGCCAUCGCUGAGGAGAUGAUUAGUGAGAUCCGGGCAGCCUUCGAGGUGUCCCUGGACCAGCUGGACUGGAUGGAUGAGAAGACCAGGCAAGCUGCAAAGGAGAAGGCAGAUGCCAUCUAUGACAUGAUCGGCUUUCCUGACUUCAUCCUGGACAACAAGGAGCUGGACGAUGUCUAUGAUGGGUACGAGGUCUCAGAGGACUCCUUCUUCCAGAACAUGCUCAACUUCUACAACUUCUCUGCCAAAGUGAUGGCUGACCAGCUCCGGAAACCCCCCAACCGUGACCAGUGGAGCAUGACCCCACAGACUGUCAACGCCUACUACCUGCCCACCAAGAACGGGAUCGUCUUCCCCGCUGGCAUCCUGCAGGCUCCCUUCUAUGCCCGCAACCACCCCAAAGCCCUUAAUUUCGGUGGCAUUGGCGUGGUGAUGGGGCACGAGCUGACCCACGCAUUCGACGACCAAGGUGGUGGCACCCGCCGAUACCUCCCCCCGGCUUCUCUGUGCAGCUUUCGCUCCAUCCGUGAGGACACGGUGUCUGCAGCCCAGGCCCCCUCCUCAUCCUCCUCCCUGCGGGGCACGGGAUGGGUCCCUCUCGCAUCCGCUCUGCUUUGCACCUUCACCGCAGCCCUGGAGCCAAGAUGGGGGAGGGAAUACGACAAGGAGGGCAACCUGCGGCCAUGGUGGCAGAACUCCUCGCUGGAGGCCUUCAAGAACCGGACGGCGUGCAUGACAGAGCAGUACGGCCACUACACCGUCCACCGUGAGAACGUCAACGGCCGGCAGACGCUGGGUGAGAACAUCGCUGAUAACGGCGGGCUCAAGGCAGCCUACAACGCAUACAAGUCCUGGCUGCAGAAGAAUGGGGAGGAGAAGCGCCUGCCAGCCCUGGGGCUCACCAACCACCAGCUUUUCUUCGUGGGCUUUGCGCAGGUGUGGUGCUCUGUCCGGACACCCGAGAGCUCCCAUGAGGGGCUGGUGACCGACCCCCACAGCCCAGACAAGUACCGCGUCAUUGGCACCCUCAGCAACUCCCGGGACUUUGUCGAACAUUUUGGUUGCCCCCUGGGCUCCCCCAUGAACCCCGGCAAGCACUGUGAGGUGUGGUAGGGAGGGGGAGGGUGGUGGAAACAGAGGGGAUGAUGCCUGGCUGUGCCCCCACCCCUGCCCCCUCAGACCCCGCUGGCUACCUGAGCUGACCCGUGAGCAGAGUGCAGGGCCACUGCCCGGACCACCCUCCAUCGCGUCCCCCCCUGUGCACGCACCACAAGCCGCCUCACCCCACCUCUGCCCCCCUGCCACGAGGCACCCACUGCAGCCCCCAUCCACAGCCUGGGGCUGGGCACGGCUGGCAGAGAAGUCGCAUCACCCCCCAAACGCAUCUCUGCCCCCCAACCCUGACAUGCUAGAGACGGGCACAGCUCAGCUCCCCCAGCGCCACAUCUCCCCCUGGGUGGGCAGGUUGGAGGGGUCCCAGGGAGAGCACUAGAGCCAAACCCCCCCUGUUCCUGUCCCCUGACCUGCUGGAGAGGAAGGCCAGGGAACACUGCUCUUCCCUCACCACCUCCCAGUCCGGCUUGGCUUCCCCAUCCACCUCUGCUGGGACCAGUGGGCGGCAGCAGGGAUCUGGUGCCUUCAGCUGCGGGUGGCUGUCGCUGAAUUUAUUUAACGAGUAAAAGCAGUUUCCACUUA